UGCGCAUGCGCGGUGCGGGAGGGCCGCCGGAGGUUUGGUUGCAGAGAAGCCUUGUCCUGGUUUCUGUAUGAAUGUUCCAGGUUUAUUUCACUUUGCAUUCUCACUGAGAGCGGUGCAAGCACCACCAUGGGCAGGGUGGGUUCUGAGGAAGCAGCAGCUCUCCCUGCCCAGCCUGCCCUUGCUUCAGGCAGCAAGGAAAAGGAACUCUCUGAAUCUCCUUGAACUGAGUGAGGCAGAAUUAGAAGAACAGUUUGUAAGAGGGGAUGGCCCAGGAGGUCAGGCCACAAACAAGACAAACAACUGUGUUGUCCUGAAGCAUAUUCCAUCUGGGAUUGUGGUGAAGUGUCAUCAGACAAGGUCAGUGGAGAAGAACAGAAAGAUUGCCAGAGAAAUCCUGCAGGAAAAAGUUGACCUUUUCUACAAAGGAGAAGACAGUGAUGUUUUUAAAGAGAAGAAAACAUCAGAAAAGCAAAAGCAGGAGAAAAAAAGAAGAGCAAAGGAAAACCUAGAAAGGAAAAAGCUUUUUAAAGAGAUGCAACAAUUGGAUAAGGAAUAAAUGUGAAAUAUUGCCUUGCCCUGGCAGGCACCCUCACCAGCUGCCACCACCUUUUGGCCUUCAACAAAGCCCCAAAGCCAGAGUGUGGAUUUUGAAGGAACUUCACCUCCUUGUCCCAGAGACAGCUGUGCCCUGUGCCAUGGAUGGAUGCUCCAGCAAUCUGCAGGUCCCUUCCUUGUCCUUUCCUAAACUCCUGCAUGAAGGUUAAAUUUUCAUCUGUUGGCAGCCCUUGCUCCUGGAGUAUGAAUCUGAUUAAAGUGACUGUACAUAGUUUUAAUACAAACUGUUAAUGAAAAUAAGCUUUAUUACGUCAAGUAAUAAAUACAUACAAAGAUGCAAAUA
Zonotrichia leucophrys gambelii is the source of this 898-nucleotide messenger RNA. It is a transcript of the gene MTRFR, whose product is annotated as mitochondrial translation release factor in rescue. Gene Ontology annotation, molecular function: translation release factor activity. Bases 68 to 556 code for a protein of 162 amino acids. NCBI's taxonomy places the organism in Eukaryota, Metazoa, Chordata, Aves, Passeriformes, Passerellidae. Gene Ontology annotation, cellular component: mitochondrion. Gene Ontology annotation, biological process: translational termination. The record is from RefSeq and is a predicted model, not a curated record. The transcript is spliced from 4 exons.